Molecule: messenger RNA, 7622 nt
Organism: Felis catus (domestic cat)
Lineage: Eukaryota; Metazoa; Chordata; Mammalia; Carnivora; Felidae
Gene: SYN3
Product: synapsin III
Exons: 14
Coding region: 292-2031 (579 amino acids)
Biological process (GO): neurotransmitter secretion
Cellular component (GO): synaptic vesicle membrane; synaptic vesicle
Molecular function (GO): ATP binding
Source: RefSeq, a predicted model, not a curated record
CACGCUGCAGUCUCUCCUUGCCACUGGGGACGGACACAGCCCCCCGCUGCUCUGGCCUACAAAUGUCCCACUGGAUGCAUUGCUAAAUUGCCACCUGCUUCUGAGCAUUGUUCAACCUGGCAGGAUCCUCAGAACCAGGAGGUUAGCAAAGACAGCUGAAGCCUACUUGGGCAGGAUUCCCCUGGCUCUUCCGGCUUAAGACCCUACCAUCUCCUAUCCCUGGCCGCCUGUGUUCUGGGCCUCACCUAGACAAGUCUGUGUGGGAACAAGCCACCUCUUCCAUCUGUAGCCAUGAAUUUCCUCCGGCGGCGCCUCUCUGACAGCAGCUUCGUGGCCAACCUGCCUAAUGGCUACAUGACAGACCUGCAGCGCCCAGACAGCUCUACCAGCUCCCCUGCAUCCCCAGCCAUGGAGAGGAGGCACCCCCAGCCCCUGGCAGCCUCCUUCUCCUCUCCAGGAUCCAGCCUCUUCAGCUCCUUCUCCAGUGCCAUGAAGCAGACCUCAGCAGCCCCCUCAGGGCUGAUGGAGCCUCCGGGUCCCUCUUCUCCCGUUGUUCAAAGGCCCAGGAUCCUAUUGGUGAUUGAUGAUGCCCACACAGAUUGGGCCAAAUACUUUCAUGGAAAGAAGGUGAAUGGAGAGAUUGAAAUCCGAGUGGAGCAGGCUGAAUUCUCAGAGUUGAACCUAGCUGCCUAUGUUACUGGGGGCUGUAUGGUGGACAUGCAAGUCCUGAGAAAUGGGACCAAGGUUGUGAGAUCCUUCAAGCCAGACUUCAUCCUGGUCCGCCAGCAUGCCUACAGCAUGGCGCUGGGCGAAGACUACCGAAGCCUGGUCAUCGGCCUCCAGUACGGAGGGCUGCCUGCUGUCAACUCCCUCUACUCCGUCUACAACUUCUGCAGCAAGCCCUGGGUGUUCUCUCAACUCAUUAAGAUCUUCCAUUCUCUGGGUCCUGAGAAGUUCCCACUUGUGGAGCAAACGUUUUUCCCCAACCAUAAGCCAAUGCUCACAGCCCCACACUUCCCUGUGGUGGUCAAGCUGGGACACGCCCACGCCGGAAUGGGAAAGAUCAAAGUAGAAAACCAGCAUGACUACCAGGACAUCACCAGCAUGGUGGCAAUGGCCAAAACCUAUGCCACCACUGAGGCCUUCAUUGACUCGAAGUACGACAUCCGCAUCCAGAAAAUUGGAUCCAACUACAAGGCUUACAUGAGAACCUCCAUCUCUGGAAACUGGAAGGCCAACACAGGUUCUGCCAUGCUGGAGCAGGUGGCCAUGACAGAGAGGUACAGGCUGUGGGUGGACAGCUGCUCAGAAAUGUUUGGCGGCCUGGACAUCUGUGCUGUCAAGGCCGUCCACAGCAAGGACGGCAGAGAUUACAUCAUUGAGGUGAUGGACAGCUCAAUGCCCUUGAUUGGAGAGCACGUGGAAGAGGACAAACAGCUGAUGGCCGACCUCGUGGUCUCCAAAAUGAGCCAACUCCUGAUACCAGGGGGCACAGUGCCCUCGCCCCUGAGGCCUUGGGCUCCACAGAUGAAACCAGCAAAAUCACCGGGGCCAGCCCAGCUGGGACCUCCACUUGGACAGCCCCAGCCACGCCCACCCACACAAGGGGGCCCUCGCCAAACUCAGUCUCCUCAGCCCCCGCGAACCGGGAGCCCCUCCCAACAGAGGCUCUCCCCGCAAGGCCAGCAGCCCCUCAGCUCCCCGUCAGGGUCUCCACAGCAGCAGAGAUCGCCAGGCUCACCACAGCUGUCCCGGGCAUCCAGCGGGAGUUCUCCAAACCAGGCCGCCAAGCCAGGCGCCCCCCUCGCCUCACAGCCCCGGCCCCCCGUUCAAGGCCGCAGUGCCUCUCAACAGGGGGAAGACUCCAAGAAGCCAGCACCACCCCACCCUCAUCUCAACAAAUCCCAGUCCCUGACUACCAGCCUCAGUACAUCUGACACCUCUCAGCGCGGGACCCCAAGUGAAGACGAGGCCAAGGCCGAAACCAUCCGCAACCUGAGGAAGUCCUUUGCCAGCCUGUUCUCUGACUAACCUCGUCCGGGCUGGGACAGGGGAGUGCCGUUACACUCUCCCCUUUCCUGCCUCUCUUCCUUCUCGGCCUUGGUUCCCGAUGGGAACAGAAUGGAGGGCCUGAGAAUAUACUCUCUAAAUGCCUUUGAUCCAGGAACUGAGUAUCUAUAUGUGUUCCCACCUCCCUUGACCAUGACAUUUCAGCAUCAUCGUCCGAGUGGUGGGCCUUUGAGAGCCUCCGGGUUCAUCAAAUCAGGCCCUAACGGCAUCACAUCACCCUGCUCAUCCAGAUGCUUGCUCCCCUGCCUCAGAUAACCAAGUGAAAUGUCUGUGUGUGGCUAGUUUUCACAUUUCUUGUUAGUGUUUUGCUCGCCUUCAGGUGAAGGUCCCCUCCAGGCCUUGCCUCACCUCCAUCAAAUGCAGACACUAUAGUCGGACCUCAGCAACAUAGGAGGCAAUAAUCUUUUGACCAUGUUUUGCAAACAAAAGGAGAAAAGCCCAGCCAGGGGAACAUACUACCUACCCAUGCUAGCUCCAUCCAGGCUCGAUCACCCCUCAGACCAGAAAGGCAAAGGUCCAUCACAUGUGGCUCCCGGUGGGAUCUUAAGAACAGUGGAAUGAAAUCAGAUCCUGUGUAACAAGUGGGGCCUUUCAGAACUCAACAGAAAUGGAGAAGAAAUCCUGAAGUGCUGCUCACCCCCAGAUUGGACAGCCAAGAGCAGACGACAGUUCUACGAAUCAUCCCUAGUUCCCAAAAGAAGAUGCCCUCAACUUCCCAAGGAAGGAGUCAGGUCAGGGUUCCUCCACCCAUUCUGCGUUACACCACCAAGAACUCCCCGAAUUCCCGCCAGAAACGUUCCCUCCUCAAGGACAUAUGAGGAACCGGAGAGAAUCAGGAGAUCAAUAACACAGGCUGAGAAAGCGAAGUGGUGGUAACUUCCAGGUUGGCAUUUCACCAACGGUUUACAGCAAGGCUUUGGUAGGUGACUCAGGUACGAAAGGGUCCCAUGGUCAAACAUGUUUAGGAAAUACUUUGUAUUUCUUGUUUUGAGAUGGGUAGUACACAUUACGUGUCAAAGGCUCUUGGAAUUCCUGCAGUGAAGAAACGAGAUUGAACCUUGCUUAAGCCAAGCUUACUUCACAGAACAAGUGGGCUACAGGGCUGGGCAAUGCCGUGACUCCCUUUCCAAGGCUUUUUCCCUACAUCGGACUGCUUCCCAUGACCAGGUGGGGUGCAGGGCUGCCCCCAAAUCACCACGUGCCCGGUGCUAGAAACAUUGUAGGUGCCAGAACCAGCCUCCUGGUCCCAAAAAGAGCCCAGGACAUUUGAACGUAGCCACCACACUCUCCCCUUACAGCCUACAUUGCGACUUGAGACAUGUCUCUCCCUCCCUGGUCACAGAGAAGGAGAGAGGGAGGUAACAAUGAACAUGUCCAUGGAGUGGAACUGCAUUCUGAAUAAAGGAGCAGGGACAACUUAUAGGGCAAGGUGUGACGUCAUGGAGGCAUGUUUGGGGAGAUCAAGAGCAUAGAAAACACCUAAGGCAGCCACUGCUCUUGUACAUUGGAGAUUAAGGUCGGAAAAAGUCAAGGUCACCUGAUUCUCACAUAGUAAUGAAACAACUGGAAACACACAACAGAGUGGUCAUAGGCUGGACAAAGUUUCUCAAAGCGUGGGCACAGCUAGCUUCAAUUCAGAGCAAAGGAGGCAGAAUUCUGGUCAUAAGGCCCAGACCCUUGUCUUUGUCAGUCUCCCCAAGUAUUUUGCAUGCAAAUUGAAGUUAGACCAGCAGCCCUGAGCUGAGCUCAGUGGGAAGGCCCCCUGCAUGAGAUCAGUAUUGGUAUGGGCUCUUUACAGCCAGGCACCCACUCGUUCGCUGAGCAAAAAUUCGUGGCUCCGCCAACAGUGACUGCGCAGCUUACAUUUUCCCACUUUCUUAUAUUCUGUCCCUUGUCCCUAAAAACUUCUCAACAUUCAAGCUGUAACUCCCAGAUGCUCCCACUACAGUAGCACAAGAUUUUUUUUUUUUUUUAAUCAGACCAGGCAUCCUGAUAUUUAUAACCGUGCACACAUGUGAUCCAUGACAUAACACUAGUUUAUAACCGGCACAUUUGAGUCAAUUUCCCCACUGGUCUGAGUAUGAAUGUAGAGAACAGGAAUGGUCUUGCAGAGACCAUAGACCCCCAGAAUGGACUGUUGCCACACAUAGGCUAACACGUGUUCCUUCCAAACACUUAACCUUUAAUAGCUGUGGCAUUUUUGAAUGGGAAAGGGCAAAAAGAAGGGACUAAAGGAGUCACUCUAUAGAGAUUCUGACAGGUGGUUUGGUUUUUGCUUUGUUGCACAACUUUGACCCAAAGAAAGUCUGGCAUUUUCCCUCCAGGCUGACUUGGUGAGGCUGAACCAUGGGUGCCAAGGGUGUAGCACAACGAACAGGGAUUUAGGGAUGCAGCUUCAGGGGACACCGCCACCAGCCAGAGAAAAUAACUCGGUCCAGGUCUUCCCCCUCUCACCAUGGCAAGAUGGUGCUGUAGUUUAAUUAGGUGUGAAGUCAGCUUUCCAGGGACACUGAAUAUGCAUAUCCUCGCUCUUCCAUGGCCUCUCUGUGUUCUCUCCAUCGUUACCGCACUCCUUCCUGACGUUCAGUCCCUGCUGGUGGGGUAGGGAGGAAGGGCCUUCACUCACAUGGUGACAAAUACAGUGGCACAGCCCAGGAGCCUAAACACCAGCUACCCUCUGAAGACUCAUCGGAGUCUGCAGUGGAAGGAGUUCACGGGGAAGGCAAGCCGGCGUGGGUACCUCGUGAAUUUGCUACGUGAGUCAAGCACAGGGCACACUCCUCGGCACACAGGUGUUCAGGACAUGUUUUAGGUUGGCCUUCCUAGAAAACUAGGAAACUAAUGAAAUGUACACAAAGUGUUCAGGCUGGAGAAAAGGGCUGUCUACAAGAGUGUCAGUGUGAGGAAGUCACUUGCCCAGGAACAGAAGUGAACCCAUAUAAUAGUAAAAUGAGAUAAACUGAAGAAAAUGUACGGCGUUUUUUUGUUUUGUUUUGCUUUUUUAAGCCUCAGAAAGAGGUCUCGGAUUCUAAACUGAGUGUGAAAAGGAACGGAGGUGAGCAGAAUCAGGGGGGCCAAUGAGGCAUCCCCUGUAGUGCACUUGACCAUGGAGGUGGGGGGCCUCAGGGCCACCACGGCUGGGAGCCAAACAUCAGCCUCAGUCAGAAGAGGCUGUGGCGUGCAGGCCAGGACGAUGCCAAGGCUUGUACAGCAAAGACCCAGGGCCGAGGAGCCCCUUCCAGACACGGCACACAGCACACACCAGAGCUUCACAAACAGCCCUGGCCCGCAGAUACACCGCCUCCUUUCGGAACCCGGCCCCUCCCAGGUCUGGGGAGCAGACAGCUGGUGUUUUAUUCAGCUACAUAAAGCAGGUCAGUGGUUCGUUCUGCUUUCAGUGCUUAGCGCUGGUGAAAGGUCAGAGUCAGGGUUUAGGCCGGUUAAGUCAGCCUGGCAGAUCCAAGCAGUGGCUGAAUUAUAUGGAGGAGUAGCUCAGGGCCUAAGAGCACUUUUCUCAUAUCGCAUGUUUUUCUUUAUCCUGGAGAGCACGCCGGCUGGUUACUAACUGUACUGACAGAUGUCAAAAGCUAUCCCCGACUCCCACACAGUCACUGAUAAAAUUCAGACUUUGAGUCUAGUAUUAAGACUCUAAGAGAAGGCAGCCACUUGGGGUUUGGUUGGAGACAAAUUGGAAGUUUGGGCAACAAGCAAGUCAGAUCGGUCCAUUAACCAAACACAAUGCAUAAAAGGCACAGAGCCUCUCUUGUGUUUCCGCAGGCAGAAUAUGCAGCCCAGCUAGAUGAGACUGGGACUCUUAGAUGCUGGGUUCAGAGCUCUCUUUCUCAACUGGCCCCGGCUGAGAGAAAGAUGAAAAUGGCUGGGACAUGGUUCUUGAAGUCAGGGGGGUGUCCCUCGAAGGGAAGACCAAUCAAAAACUGAAUGCUCCUUCUACAGUGCGUGUGCGUGAAUCUUUUAAAAUCCCUUUUGUUUCCCAUCAUUUGUGUUUUGAUUGGUCCUCCUGCUUGUAAUUUCCGUUUCCAAACUCCUAUAGUUGAAGUAUUUGCUGUCUACGGUCUUUAUGGAGUCUAGGGCAGAAGCAAGUUGGCUCUUGGCAGCUACUGCCCAGGGAAGGAGGAAAGCCGACCUUGGCCCCGGGCCCCCAGCACAGGGAGCAGAGGGAGGAGUGUCCAGCUCCAUCAGAAUAAGAAUUACGGAGAUACGGGGCUAAGCAGUGAUCGCAGGAACUGGAGCACCAAGCCCGACAGAGAGAGGACAGAAUGCAACUGCCUUUACAUGAGGAAUCCCAAAACCUUACACUGGAAGGAGAGGAUACCUCCCAUGAUUUGAUGUCCAGCCUUGCCAAACCAUAGCUUUCACUUAUAAAGAGAAGGGGGAGAAAAAGGGAAGCUCCCAUUAAUAAAAAUAACUAAAGGGAAAAACACGGGGCCACAGAAAGCCGUUAAGGCUACAAGCCAAUGGAGAACCGCAUCUUCCCAAAACGCUUACCGCGGCGCUCUCAACGAGCUUGCCUCCACAACAUUCUCAGCGAUGGUCACAGAGUCGCGCGGGGGACGUGCUGCUGCCAAACCAUGACUUCAUGCUCGUGACGCACCAGCAAUAUAUAAAGCUCCACAAUCUCAGCCUAAUGAAGAGGAUGUAGGGUUUUACAAGCUUCUAACCAUAACUUUAGGUGUCCAAGAGGAAAAGCUUUGAGGCUGUUUUAAGAAUUUAGAACAAACUGCUGGAGGAUUUAGGCGUGUGGCACACACUCUCAAUUAAGAGAUGUGUCACACUGGCCAGGAAGUCCCAGGUGAGGUGUCAGAAAGGAGCACCCACAUCCAUGGGACACCAGCAGUUCCCAGACCUCUCGAGAACCAUUCAAAAAGGACACUUGGCAGACUCAUUGUUUUACAGGAUUUGGUGCUUCUGGUCAUCACUACAUCCUCCCACCGCACACAUACCCACACAGUGCAAACCUAACAGCACAGAUGGCCACGGAGGGAUGUAGAAGUAGAGAAGGGUGGACUUGGGCCCACCGAAGCUUCAGGUGAUUCUUUCAGCCCAGACCCAGUUAAAGCCACACAGCAUCUAGAGGACACUGUUUAAAAAGCUGUCCUACAGCUCAGACAUUACAAAAUACCACAGAAAGAAAUGUCAAAGUCCCAAUCCUUUGCCUAUACACAGUAAGCUACUAAGGGUGACAUGGCCUCUAGAAAAUCCUAGUACUGACUGAAUUUUCUUCACUGUGAUGGAAAUAAAGACUAUAUGUGUAAGCAAAAAAAUACCUUCACGUGUAUGUAGGACUCAAAAUAUUCUUGCAGCAUAUAACAUUCCAAGCCAUUUCCUUAUAUGCAAAACAGAUUUUUUAAAAAGGAGGAAGACAUCGGCAAUAUUCCUAAAUAUUGUCUGCAGAUAUAAUAGUGUUUUAUUCCUGGGUUGCAAUUCAGAUUUUUAUUUGUCACGAUAGCAUGUUUCUAUACUGUAUGAUAAGACAUUUGUGUUUGGCCUUUUUCUUGUAUGAAGAAUAAAUCUUGAAUUUUGUGUAUUUUAAA